This is a messenger RNA of Oppiella nova, 699 nucleotides long. NCBI's taxonomy places the organism in Eukaryota, Metazoa, Arthropoda, Arachnida, Sarcoptiformes, Oppiidae. The record is from the annotation of a GenBank genome assembly.
AUGGGAUCGCAUGAGACCAAGAAGUUGUCCGAAGAGGAGAUAAUCGCUAAUAUAGUGCUGUUUCUGUUGGCCGGGUAUGAGACGACGGCAUCCCUGUUGUCCUUUUCGGCGUACAAUUUAGCGCUGAAUCCGGAAUCGCAGCGAAAACUUCGCGAUGAGCUCCGGGAGUGUCCGCACCUGGACUACGAGUCGGUCGCGAAGCUACCGUUCCUCGAGGCGGUCGUGUGCGAGACGUUACGCAUUCACAAUCCGGUUACGAGAGUGGAUAGGGAGGCCUUCGAGGACUAUGUGUUGGGGGAUACGGGUAUAACACUGACAAAGGGGUCAGUAGUUGCUAUACCUGUGCACGCCUUACACCACGACCCCCACUACUACCCCGAUCCUCACCGUUUCAUACCGGAGCGCUUUUUAGGGGAUAACCUGAAUAAGGUUAAGCCCUAUACUUACCUCCCAUUCGGUGGGGGCCCCAGGAACUGUAUUGGUAUGCGGUUUGCGUUGCUUGAAGCUAAGCUGGCACUGGCCCGGGUGCUAAUGGACUACGAGUUCAGCCCAUGUGCCAAAACUGAGGUACCGUUGCGUUUCGUGAACACCCGGCCCGGACUCCUACAGGCCGUCAGUAUUUGGGUGAAUGUCGAGCGAAGGAAUUGAAUUCAGGUUUUGGGUUUAAUUUUGUUUUUGAAAUAUUGUGCAAUAAAUGAC